AUGAUGACACAAUCAAACAAAAAAUAUCAAGAGUUGGAAGUCGGAACAACUGUUCGUAUUUCCAUACAUGACGUUGACAGAGCACGUGGAUCCCCCAAAAAAUUAUUAGCAGUUAUUGCUAAUGUUGACAACGGCUUUUAUAAAUUAUGUACCGAAAAUGGUUUUCUUAAACACAAGUAUACGAUAUCUCAACUUGUACCAUGCAAAGAAAUUUUGCUUGAUCUCAAAACUCUGCUUGAAUCAUCUAAAGAAAAAGAUAUAACACUUCGAGAAGCCGUAUGA
Molecule: messenger RNA, 282 nt
Organism: Macrosiphum euphorbiae (potato aphid)
Lineage: Eukaryota; Metazoa; Arthropoda; Insecta; Hemiptera; Aphididae
Source: the annotation of a GenBank genome assembly